This is a messenger RNA of Teleopsis dalmanni, 724 nucleotides long. RefSeq names its product protein JTB (gene JTBR). The transcript has a single exon. Bases 99 to 560 code for a protein of 153 amino acids. The record is from RefSeq and is a predicted model, not a curated record. Lineage: Eukaryota; Metazoa; Arthropoda; Insecta; Diptera; Diopsidae. Gene Ontology annotation, cellular component: membrane; cytoplasm; spindle. Gene Ontology annotation, biological process: mitotic cytokinesis.
GAACAGCUGUUAUUAUCCACAGCGAGACAAAAGUUAUGAAAAUCAACAAAUAAUUGUGAAAGUAGCAAUGAUUUAUAUAUAAUCUUGCAACAGUAAAUAUGCUUGAGUCAUGCCAAAAGCAACAUAUGUUGCUCGGUCUCGGUCUUCUGGUUGGAGUGACUAUUGUUGUACUAAUAAUUGAGUCGCGUCUAGCAACCGAUACGGGACGACAUGGAAGAACCCAGCAAUUUUUAAUUGAAAACAAUUCAACUUGUUGGAAACGAGAAGAGUAUACUGUUAUACAAGAAUGCCAUCCAUGCACAGAUUUCGACAUUGUGAGUCGGAGCCUUGGGGUCUGCAUACACACUCAUUAUAAGGAAGUACUGCGUUGUAAAAGUGGAGAAACAGUGACGAAAAGUUGCGACCGCGUAGCUUUGAUUGAUCAACGAAAUUUUAUAAAAUUUGAGAUUAUUUGCUUCAUAGUAGGAUUUUUAAGUUAUACAGUUUCUUAUGCACGGGAUAGAGUUCUCUCGCGACGAACUAACCAAAAAAUCGAACGGCAACUUAACAGAGCAACUUAGCAUAAGUAAUGUUGUUAACUUUCAAUAAAAAUAAUUGUUUACAUAAAUAUAUUUAUUAUAAGAAUAACAGAUUUAUUAAUUUUACAAUAAAAAGUAAAUAAGUACAUAAGAUAAAUUAUUUGUAUAAUUAAUGCAUAUAAAAUAUUUAAUAAAAGUGAUUAUAA